Messenger RNA from Drechmeria coniospora, 3768 nucleotides. RefSeq lists its product as uncharacterized. NCBI's taxonomy places the organism in Eukaryota, Fungi, Ascomycota, Sordariomycetes, Hypocreales, Ophiocordycipitaceae. Bases 1 to 3768 code for a protein of 1255 amino acids. The transcript has a single exon. The record is from RefSeq and is a predicted model, not a curated record.
AUGCCUCGCCAGCCCAGGCCAUGGCCAGCCAGUUCCAUUCAUUCACUGAAUCAGCGGCACUCUCGUCAACAACACCAAACGUUCGACCCUCGCAACCCCGCAAAAUUCCACCAACUCUUCUCAACCUCCUCCCUCAUCGUCCGAAUUCCGUCCGACUCCCGCUCUCGAGCAUCCAGUUCGCCAUCGAAAUUCACCUCGGACAAUUCUUUCAUCGCCCUCCGUGUCCGCCUCCACACCUCCGCCUUCGCUUGCGACGAUUGCUAUGACGCGCCACGACGUCAACAACGAAGCCUUGCCAUAACCUGCACCCCCUUCCCCGGAGAGUGCUUUUCCCAGCCAUGCCCGCACCUGCUUCCGCGUGAACGAUUCGCGAACGAGACUUGCGCGUGCCGUGCGGCCGGUGCCAUGGACGGUGGCCUCGAGGGAGCGGCUGCGCGCCCAGCGCCUGGGCCUGGGCCUGGACCUGGACCUGGACCACGAUCGGCAUCGACCCAGCUGCAGGUGAGGCAGGAAGGGAGACGACCGCUUUUCGGCAGCAACGGCUCGAGAGACCCAGCCACGAGCACGAGCACGAGCACAACCAAAGCUCGCGAGUCGCCGCGCGUCGACGCCCGAGCCGGAAGCUUAGCCGGCGCAGCACCUAUACGACGGACGAAAUCCGACUCGCAAACCGCACCGCUGGGCCGAAGAGGCAGCAGCUCAAGCGUUGCGAGCCUGCCGUCGCCAGCCGCCGCCGGCACGCGCAUCCCUCAACCCAACAGCUCGACCUUCUGGCGCCGCCGGCCCAUCUCCAUCCACGAGGCCUGGCAGCUCGCGGAGGACGAGGAGCUCCAGGCAAACCGGGUCAAGGGUGUCGAUGGCUCGCCGAGUCCUGCACCUAGAACCUGGCGGGCCACGGCUCAGGAUGAGAACAAGCUGAGGCAGCAGCUGGGGCGGGAUCACCUCGACACCAAGGGAAACGCGAACCAGAAGCAAAGGGUCCAAUCACCCGUCAAGCGCGGAACGCAGCAGAGGAUCGCAGGCUCGGCGACGCUCGACCGCCCGACGGAGGCGAGGAUGAGGACGCGAGCGAGUGGCCAGCCGGCGGGCCAGGCCGAUACCAACGGCACCGACCAUCGCCCCAAGCUCGUGCCUGGCAUCGAGGAUGUGGCGGUACCGUCGAUCGAGCCGGCUGCUCGGCCGCCGCUUCGGAUGUCACCGUCCAAAAGCAACAAGGCGGAAACCCGGUCGCCCGAGAAGAGCUACGUUUGGCAGAUUGACGACGACUUUACCGCGGGGGACCUGCAGAUCUCCGACAGUCCUAGGAUCAAAGUCGGCAGCAACACGCCCUUUGCGCACCGCCCACCCUUAAUCAGCGGGGACAACAAAAUGCUGACGCGGUCCCCUUCCCGCCGAGCGCCGCAAGACCAUGCCCACGAUGGCAAGCGGGACGUUGGGCAGGACCGGGAACGCAGGUUGACGGCCGCCGUCCUGUCGGGGAGGCCUCGGCCCAAGCAAAACUCGAAGCUCGACGAGAUUCGAGCGAGGGAACAGGCGCUGACGGCGGCGGCGGAGCUGCAGGGAGCCACCACCGAAGAGUCCCGGGGCCAAAGCCGACCAAAGAACACGAAGCUCGACGAGAUUCGACGGCGCGAAGCCGAAGGUCUCUCGAGACGCGCCUACGCGACUGCGCGGCUCGAGGAGAUUCGAGAACAAAACUCCAUGUCUCGGUCGCUGUCACCCGAUGACCUUCGACCGGCUCCCGGUCGAGAGCAGCCACGACGGUUGGCGUCGACACCAGGCGCGGACAAAAGCCCAGGCUCGGUGCGAUCGAGGAAUACGUACGCGAACGGGUUGGGACUUGGCGGAGAGAAAAUUCCCGACACGCCCGUCACCAUCUACAAGGGCCAGCGUGCGACGGUAGAUGCGAGCCGGAAGAGCGGCAAGGAAACGCGGGCCGAAACCCGACUCGCCGAUGGCUCGGCCAACGGACCCCCAGACUCGUACGACUGGCUGCGACGGCUGGCAAGGGCAACGAGCUCGAGUCCUGCCCCGGAGCCUGCUGCCUCUGAACGAGGCCAGGCGAAUGGCGAAACGAACGGCGGCAAGCGAGGGAUGCGACCUGCGAGGGUGGAAAAUGGAAAUGGCAAGAAGGUCAUGUCCGCCAACGACGGCGCGAGGCCAACCGUCGGCUUCGUCGGCCUGGCAGCCGAAGACGAAGGACGGGCGAGCGACUCUGCUAGAAGCAAGAGGUCCAGCAUGAAUUCGGAGGUUGAUCCAACUGAUAGGAUCGAGGCCGAGAUGAAGCUGUUUGCACCCCAGGACAACUACUCGGAGCCAAGCUCCGUCCGAGCCCCGUCAUCGCCGGCCGACUCGGACAGGGAGCAGCCGGUGGACGCGACGCCGAAGCCGCCGAAGACGGAACCGUCGGUCAUGGCGACGCCGAAAGUCAUCGGCGCCUACAUCGAGACGCCGGCGACGGCACGGGUGGCGAAGAGUACCGAGGGCCCGGGAUCUCCCGACAGGAGCGCUCCUGUCUUUCGCCAUCCGGAGACGAGGCCAAAUCGGAAAGGAUGGGGGAGCAGGAGUCGGGAGAGGGACCAGGAGAGGGAGGACGAGAGAGAUCAGGAGACGGCGUCGGACCCGGGAGCGAGCGACGGCAAGGACGAUGCGGCGGCUGUGAUGGUGACGACGAGAAAGCCACGCGCCCGUUCACUCCCUCGUCGCAGACCGCCGUUGAAGAAUACGGCGCGGCUUCCCUCGGUCAAAAACGAUCUCCUCGAGUUGCAGCGCAAGCACAACAUCGACGACUCCAACCUCGACGACCUCGAGGACAUUCUUGCGGGACGGAAGGUUGCGUCGCCAAAAAGACAGCCGCUGUCGACGAGCGGGACGAGGGACGAGGACGAGAACUUGAUUCGAGUGAAAGGCGAGAGCGGCCGCAAAGAAGAAGACGCUUCCGACAGCCAGCUGGCCUUGGUCAGCCGCAUGAGCAAGACGCUCCGCACCGGCCUCAUGGGUCUCCGCACGGCCAAGGAGGGCAUCGCGAGGCUUGAGGAUCGCGUGGCCCUCGCUGAGACGAGAACAAAGUCGUCUCCGGACUCGGCCGUCAUCUCGGAUUCGCCACAUCGCCGCCUCGAUCGCGACAGCAAGCAAGAUGCAACAACGCUCGAGGAGCACUGCCCCGAUUGCAUGACGAACCCGAGGCCCUCGACGGUAACCUACGUCCACAUCCCGAUUCCGCGCCUCUACCAUGCUGUGCCGCGCUUCCGUCUCACCCUCCUCGGCUUGAUGCUGUCUCUCUCGUCUCUCUGGUACGUUCUCGAGUCGGCGACGUGCGCCGUGUACUGUCGCCCCACGACGUGCACGCCUGCGGCGCCGUGCGUCUAUUCGUACGACGACCCGACCUUUGGAAGUGCUCUGCCGGUCAAGCUCGACCAGCUGGCCACGGGCGGCCGCGGUCGCGGCCUCGUCGCCUGGGCCGUCGAGGAGCUCGAGGACCGCUUCGCCGACAUGCAAGAUGCGGCCCUCGGGCGGACCAUUCAGUCUCUCCCGUUCGAGGGCAUGUCUACCGAGCAGAAGCGACGACACCGACGGCGGCUCCGAAAGAAGGGCCUCGUCCGGCGUCCAUCGCCGCCGUCGGUGGAGCAGAAGGCCAAGUGGGACGCCUGGCGUCGGGCUCGGCUCGCGAAGGAGCGCGCACGAGACGCCCGCGAGAUGGGCUACGACGCCAGCGACGAAUACGACAACGAGGGUGCUUCGGUGGGAGGCGACGAGAGGGUUUCAUGA